CCGGUGGCUGCAUCUAGGCCGCUGUAAAGUACCCAGUACUCACUGUAAAAUGUGAGACCAUGUCAAGCUGGGAGCCCCAUUUUUAAAACAGCCGAUCUCAGCUGGGACCGUCGAGGCCCGCCAAAGGGUUCGCUAAGAGAGCGUUUUACUGGAAGCGCUAACGCCUUAGGCUAGGCAGGUCUGAGAAUCAAAGGGCGAGGGGCUGGUGCUGGUGCCGUCGCUGUCGUAGACAAAAAGGCAUGUGGCAAUGGAAUCGCCUUGCUACUGAUGCACCACUGUUACGGCUUGCAGUUUCAUAAGACUGCGAACAGGGACGCAUUGGUGCAACCACAUCUUAGUAUGUACAGUAUUGCACUGACGUCAAUGCAGAGCCAGGGAAGAGCUAAAUUAUCUGGCUAUCACUGGAUCAUCACCGUGUGGCCUUGGUCGCCAAUCCCUCUGCGCCAGGUUUUUUUCUUCCAGGGCAUUUCCCCGAAAACCACUAAACCGGAUUGCUAGCGGUGCAGAUCCGGCGCUACAAGGGUUUCUCGGGGUGGUGUGUGGCUGGUGGGAAAAAGAAGCUGAUGGCAGUGGAAAUCAUAGCCAGCGCGACAAGGGUAGAAGCUACUGUGCUGUACGUACAGAUUGGUCUUCCAUGGGACGCUUGUUUGUCAAUUGGUCGGGCAGAGUCGAUGCUAUCAUGAUCUGUGUGAUGUCAUCUUCUUGUAGUGCUCUCGAUGCUACGUUAUGCCCAUCAUUGUCCAUCACAAGCUGCCUGUAUUUGCUCGCAAAGGUUUCUGCUUCCUUCUGAAUCCCUAAUCUAAAUGCUGGGCAAGCUAAUCAAGCUGCACCCCCCAAAAGUCUCUUUUCUAUGGAAGAAAGAGAGAAAAAAGACCACACCAUCCAUACCACUAGCCCCAAAAAGAAGCUCCAGUUGCACGGCUCGGCACCACCUACAGUGGGGUUCCAGCCGGCUUCAGUGGGGCGCAGCGGGCCUCAAGCUCCCCGCCGGGUGCUGUAAGCGUGCUGCAACGACGUGCGUGGCUUUACACUUUCCGCUCGAUUGGGACAGGCUGUGUGUGUAUCUGUACAGAGUACACCAGACGUAUUGCUUUCGUGCAGCGCACUACUGUAGAGACCCUUGGCUUUUUUGCAGUGAACUGUGCUUGUCUUGUGGCUUGCAUUUGCAUCGCCCGCGCGUUCUGUAUUACGCCUCUUUUGCCAACUGAUCCACCACGGCCACGGAGCUCCCUCGCUUCUGCCGCCCGCCAGCUGCCCAACACCUACUCGCUGCCAGCUGCGCCUGUGCUCUUGUCCGAAAACACCAACACACUAGCAGCCAGCCUUUCCCUUUUCCCUUCCCUCUUCCCUUUCUUCAUCCCGCACCAACCUCCAUUCCCUCACUUACCCUUCCUCUUUUUUGUUUUUUAUUUCCCUUAGCUUCCCCUACAGCUCCCUAAAGCUCUGCCAUCUUCCUAACCUGCUCCCGACAGCUGCCUUUCGCGCUGGCCAGCUAAAGGCGAUCAAAAAGUCUCGGAGCUCCAUCGUCACCCCCGCCCCGCUAAUCUUAAGCCAGCAUACCAGAAGCAGCUUUUCCAGGCCAGUCCAGAGAAAGACGCUGCAAGGGUGUGUUUUUUCCUUCUUCCGUCUUCAAAAAUCUCCAUCGCCCUUAAGCGAGGAGAGCUCAAUUCGACGUCCUUUCGUCCAUUGAAGAGGACAACACACUACCCCAAUUGCCCAGCUGCGGCGUCGUACGCCAAUUGACUCAACUGCUACAGUGCGACGACACCGACCACCAAGCGACGCAAGCCCCUCGCCCAUCAUGGCCGAUCAGCGCGAGAUCAAGACCCAGGCCGUCAUGCAGGCUGCUGCCGACCCAGAGAGCACCAUCACUGCCAACGAUGCCCAAAAGACAAUCGUGGAGGAGUCCAAGAAUGCAGGCAUUGCUGCCUUCACCUUUGACCCCGAUGCCACGCCCGAGCAGAAGCGCGCACAGGCGCAAGCUGCUAUUCCUGCCGAGCUUCGACAGAGCCGCCCAGAGAGGGGUGCUGCCAUGGUCACUGACGUGGACGAUGGCAAAGGCCCGGACGAGAUUCUGCCUGAAGCGUCCAAGGAAGGCGCUCUGGAUGUUGCCAGAGACAAGACUGGCAAAAUCGCCGUUGGUGCCGAUCCCAAUGCUGAGCCCGCCUUUGCUCGCACAGGCUGGGCUCCUCGCCUCGGAUGGCCUGCCGAGAAGCCUGGCGAGGCCAGCAGCAUGCUAGAUCACGCCACUUGGCUCGAAAGCCGACUGUCGGACAGGUUCUAUGGUGAUUGGUACCACAAUACCGGAAUCAUCAUUUUUGCCUGUGUUUCUUCGUGGCUCGUUGCUGUGUUCAAUGGCGGCCUCGGCUAUGUCAUUAUCAUCAUGGCUAUUUGCGGCACCUACUACCGAACCUCUCUGCGCCGCGUUCGUCGCAACUUCCGUGACGACGUCACUCGCGAGCUUGCUCUCAAGAGACUCGAGACUGACAACGAAUCCCUCGAGUGGAUCAACUCCUUCAUGGUCAAGUUCUGGCCCAUUUACCAGCCUGUUUUGGCCCAGACCAUCAUCAACUCCGUCGACCAGGUUCUCAGCGCCUCUACACCUCCUUUCCUCGACAGCCUAAAGCUCAAGACCUUCACUCUCGGUUCCAAGCCUCCCCGUAUGGAGCACGUCAAGACCUAUCCCAAGACCGAGGAUGACGUUGUCAUGAUGGACUGGAAAUUCAGCUUCACCCCCAACGAUACCGCCGAUUUGACCGCCAGACAGCUCAAGAACAAGAUCAACCCCAAGGUUGUCCUUGAGAUCCGUAUCGGAAAGGCCAUGAUCAGCAAGGGUCUCGACGUCAUUGUCGAGAACAUGACCUUCUCUGGUACCAUGAGACUCAAGAUCAAGCUCCAGAUCCCCUUUCCCCACGUUGAUCGCGUCGAAAUGUGCUUCCUGGGCCGCCCCGAGAUUGGCUACGACUGUAAACCCCUCGGUGGCGAGACCUUUGGCUUCGAUAUCAACUUCAUCCCGGGUCUCGAAAAGUUCAUCCUCGAGCAAAUUCAUGGUACCCUUGGUCCUAUGAUGUACGAACCCAAAGUAUUCCCCAUUGAGGUUGCCAAGAUGUUGGCUGGUACUCCCGUCGACCAGGCUGUUGGUGUUCUUGCUGUUACUCUGCACGGUGCUCAGGGUCUCAAGAACACGGAUAACUUUGGAAACACAGUCGAUCCCUACGCUGUCAUUACCUUCAACCGCCGCCAAGAGCUUGCCCGAACCAAGACCAUCGAAGACAACCCCAACCCUCGCUGGAACGAGACUCACUACCUCAUUGUUACAUCUUUCAACGACUCGCUCGACAUCCAGGUCUUCGACAAGAACAACAUGCGCAAGUCCCGAGAGCUCGGUGUUGCCCUUUUCCAGCUCGAAAAUCUCGAGCAGCUGCACGUCUACGAAAACGAACGACUCGAUAUUGUUGCUGACGGUAAAGCUCGUGGUGUUGUCAACUGCGAUCUCCGUUUCUUCCCUGUUCUCGAAGCCCAGAAGAUGGCCGACGGCAAGAUGGAGCCUGCUCCCGAAUCCAACCAGGGUAUUCUGCGCUUCACCGUUGAGCAGGCCAAGGAUCUUGACGGCAAGGGUCUCCUCGGUCAGCUUAACCCAUACGCCCAGCUCUUCCUCAACGGCAAGUCUGUCCACCAGACCAAGAAGCUUAAGCGCACCAACAACCCCAUUUGGGAUAACGGCUCCAAGGAGAUUCUCAUCACCGACCGCAAGAAGGCUAAGCUUGGUGUUACUAUCAAGGACGACCGCGAUUUGGCUGGCGACACAACCCUUGGUCAAUACCAGAUCCGCCUGGAUGAUAUUCUCGACUGCAUGGACCAGGGCAAAGAAUGGUACAGACUUGCCGGCACCAAGGAGGGUCGUGUCAAGAUGAUGGCUCAAUGGCGUCCUGUUGCUAUUUCUGGUGUUGCGGGCACUGGUGGAUACACCACUCCCAUUGGUGUGUUGCGCCUGCAUUUCAAGAAGGCUACUGAUCUACGCAAUUUUGAGGCCUUUGGCAAAUCCGACCCGUAUGUCCGGGUUCUGCUAUCUGGUAUUGACAAGGGACGAACUGUCACCUUCCGCAACGAUCUUAACCCUGAGUGGGACGAGGUCAUUUAUGUGCCUGUUACUUCAAAUCGCGAUCGCCUUACUCUUGAGGUUAUGGAUACCGAAAAGGUUGGCAAGGACCGCAGUCUUGGUCUCGUCGAACUUUCUGCUGCUGAUUUGAUUCAGCAGGGCGAGGAUGGUCGCUACAUGGUUCACGACAAGAAGACUGUUCGCGAGGAGGGCCUACGUCUGAACGGUAAGGGCAUUGCAAAGGGCACGUUGGUAUACACCGCUGCAUUCUACCCAACUCUCAAUGUUGCCGACCCCGAAGAGGAUGAGGAAGAGGAAGCUGCCAAGCACGGCGAGAAGCCAAAGGAGACCAAGCCUGUGGCUGCCGUCGCCGGUGAUGCCGCCAAGGCCACCGAAGCGACUGCUAAGACGGCUGUUGAAAAGGCAAAGGACGCUGUUCCUGCCACCCCAGUGGAUGCCACAAAGGCAAAGGCCAAUGUUCCGGCUAACAUCGACACUACCAUUGACAAGGGCCGAGCCAGCUUAGAAAAGGUUGCCUCCCCUCUUUCGCCCACAUCUACCGCUGGCCGACCCUCUAUUGAUAGUGUUGGGCCCCCUAAGCUGCGCCUUACACCUGAGGAGCUUGUGAAGCACGAGAGUGGUCUCCUCAUCUUCCGCCUUCUCGAGGCCGAGAUGCCUGACAGCCACAAUCACCUUGAGAUCUUUGUUGACGAUAUGGCCUAUCCCUCAUAUGUCUCAGGCACUGCUACUAACAGACACCACAAAUUCGACGAAAUCGGUGACUGCUUCAUUCGCGAGCUCGACUUUUCUCGAUUGACUGUCAAGGCCAGAAAGAAGGGCGACGACAAGGACCACACUUUGGCUUCAUUGUCUGGCAACACCAUUGAUACCCUCAAGCAAUGCUUGAACAACCCCACCACUUUGAAGCUCAAGUCGGACGAUGGCAAGGGCGGCUGGGUCAAGGUCAGCCUCCGAUAUAUUCCUGUUGAGAUGAAGCUUGACGCCAGUGAGAGCAUCAACAACAUGGGUCAGCUUCGCGUUGACAUCUUCGAUGGUGUAGAUUUGCCUUCUGCUGACCGCAAUGGCAAGAGUGACCCGUACUGCAAGUUUGAGCUCAACGGUCAAGAAGCCUUCAAAACCAAGGUCAUCAAGAAGACGCUGUCCCCAACUUGGAACGAAUCGUUUGAGGUCCCAGUCACCUCGAGAACGGCAGCCAAAUUCAAGGUCAAUGUCUAUGACUACGACUUUGCUGACAAGCCCGACUUCCUCGGUGCCGCGGAUAUUCGCCUGGACCAGCUUGAGCCGUUCAAGGCCUACGAGCAGUCGUACAAGCUGGACGGCAAGUCUGGCAGCGUCCGCAUGCGUAUGCUUUUCCGACCCGACUACGUCACCCGCCAGCGCCAGGGCACAUCCACGUUCCAAGGAACCUUUGCGGCUCCCACCAAGAUCGUUACUGGUGUUGCUGGUGUACCCCUCAAGGGCGGAGUGGCUGUGGCUGGAGCUGUUGGCCAUGGUGUCGGCAAGGGAGCUUCCUUCUUGCGCCGCGGCAUUCUUGGUAAGAAGGAUCGCGACGAGAUGAACUCCUCCACUUCGGAUCUUACUGAGACGGCCAAUGACGCUCCUGGUAUGCUCAAGAGAUCUACCGGCCUCAGCGAAGCCAACGGCAACGGCGCCGCCAAGGAUGUCCCCAUCCCAUCCAUUGAGACGCCUUCAGUAGAGUCAUCGCCCAUGCACAACAGAACGAAAAGCAUCGCUGGAUCCUCCAUCCAUAGCGCCCUGGCCACUGGCGUUUCAUCCGGCACCGCUUCCUUCACCGUUGUAAAUGCCAGUGGAUUCCCUGCGGACUCCAACUUGUACGUUGCUGUGACUCAGGUAUCGCCCAAGGAAAAGACAGUUGGCAAGACCAAGCACUUCAAGGCGUCCAACGGAGAAUGGAACUUUGACGAAACUUUCAAGAUUUCGUGCUCCCCGGAUGCGCAGUUCAAGGUUGAGGUCAAGGGCAACCACACAUUUGGUAGCGAUGACGACUUGGGCGAACACGCCUACUUUGUCGAUGAGACCGGCGCUGGCGGCCCCCGAGAGCUGACAAUUGGCAGCGGCAAGGUUACCAUGAAGAGCAGCUUCCAGCCUGCGGAGCAGCAGCUAGGCGUUAACGACAGCCCACGCUCGACGCUUCGCCGCAGCUUGUUGAGCAAGCGUGAGCCAAGAGCGAGCGUGAGCCGAGAGUCGACACCCAACCCUUAGGCGGGUAGUGUUGUGAGAAGGAGGAGUGUUUUCCUUGGAAGGUCUAGGCGGCCGUCGAGGUAAUGAAUUUUGAAUAGGGCGAUACCGGUUUUUAAACCAGAGAAUAGUUUGUAUUGAGAGUAAAUGUUUACUUUGUUUAUUGUUUUUCUUUUCU
Molecule: messenger RNA, 6497 nt
Organism: [Torrubiella] hemipterigena
Lineage: Eukaryota; Fungi; Ascomycota; Sordariomycetes; Hypocreales; Clavicipitaceae
Source: the annotation of a GenBank genome assembly